AUGAAUAAAUCCAAAAAUGUUUGUUUAGGAAGGAGGGGACGUCCCAAGAAGGGGGGAACUAAAAAGAAAAUUGAAGAUUAUAUUUCUGCUCUAUUAGAAGUACCUGGAUUUAGUUUUUAUCCCUUAGAAAGGACUAAAGUGGGUGAAUGUAAAGUUUUUGGUAGUCUCUUAGUUCCCUUAAGGAUGUUCGACUUGUUUCCAGAGUGGUUCCAAGGUACUUUCAAUAAGAUUAAUUGUUUUCAAGAUGUUUUUUAUAGAGAUUCAGAUUUAAUAAACAAUGAGGGACUUAAUAAAUGUGAUUCUAAAGAUAUGAUCAAUAUUUCCUUUGUAUGUGAAAAACAUGAGCGAGAUUUUAUGCUUGGUCAAAAUAAAGGACUAGCAUGUACUGAAUGUAAUUUCAUGCCUUACAUAAUAAAAGUUGAUGGACAUAUAUGGAAGUUAGCUUUUAGUGCACCAAUAAAUAAUUCUUGUAUAUUUCUAGCAGUAAGUUUACAUCCUGAAAAUUGUCCAGUAACUGAAAUAUUUAAAAGAUAUAGUGGUCCAGGAGUUAUACAAAUAUGGAAUAUACCAUUUACUUGUGAUAAUGAACAAGAGAAAUGUAAUGUAGAUAACUCUAGAAUAGAGCCAUAUUUGAAAUGUGAAGUUUACCAUAACAAAAAGAUUUGUAGAUAUGUUGAAUGGAUUCCUUUCAGUGACUGUUUGGAAAAAGGGGUUGUAGGUUUGUUGUUUACAAUAUUAGGUGACUUUUGCGCUUAUAUAUAUUUAAUACCGAUAAACUCAAGUAGAAUUGAUGCUGAAGAGUAUAUACUGUGGUCAUAUAAAGGUGUACAUUGCAUCUACUCAGCCUCAAUAUGUAUACCAAGUCCAUCAGGUAUUUUACGAAUUGCAGGUACAACUUUAGAAGGAAAUAUUUUAAUAUGGACUUUUCAAUCAUAUAAUUCUGUAUCUAAAGAUAUAAAAGAAGGAAUUAUUAAUCCUUCUGAGCAAAUAAUUUCAGUUACAGAGAAUCGACCAAUAUUAUCAGCAUCAUGGUGUCCUGGAAGUUUCUCAUUAUUGUGUGUAGGUGAUAUUAAUGGGAAAAUUACAAUUAUUGAUUACAGACGUUGUAUGAAUCACUUAGUUAAAGAGUUUGAUUUGUCUAGUAGACCUAUUACCAAUAUUGUAUGGUGUAGAUUAACUAACAAUAUAUAUGUAUCUCAUGGAAUAGGAGCAAUUGUCAUUUCUUUGGAACGAGGUGACUACACUCAAUUUGCAAUUGAAGCCUUCUAUAAAAAAAAAAGUACAUCAUACAAUAAAAAUAAGACCCCCAUACUAGGUGCUAGAUCUUGGUCCUGUUGUUCUCUUAUUCACUAUGCUAUUUUUGGAUUUAAUGAUGGUUCAACUAUCAUUGGUCCAUGUUUUGAAUUUGAUACCAAAUCUUUUCGGGAAACUAUGCUUUUGAGAGCUAUAAUACCAAAGCCUAUUGUUGAACUUGAAAAUAAUACUUUGGAAAGUUCUCAAUAUAUCUCAAUAAAUUCAAGUUCUAGUAGUGAAAAUUUAGAUUCAAGCUCAAAUUUACAUUUAAAGAUGCAUGAUUUAAUACUUGAGAGUACUCGUAAGAGAUAUAGAAAUAUAAUUAAAUAUGGAGUGAAGUUUUUAUGGAAUACAGAAAUGAACAUUGAUAUUCUAGAUUAUUUGGAUGUUCACUGCGUAUCUACUAUUGACCCUUUUCUCUAUCCUCAAAUGGCAAAUCAACCUUUUAUUGCUAUAGCUUAUUUUGGUGGCAUUAUUGCAAUCCAUAAACUUUUAUAUUAUUAA
This is a messenger RNA of Cryptosporidium muris RN66, 1797 nucleotides long. RefSeq lists its product as uncharacterized. Lineage: Eukaryota; Apicomplexa; Conoidasida; Eucoccidiorida; Cryptosporidiidae. Gene Ontology annotation, molecular function: protein binding. The coding region runs from base 1 to 1797 and encodes 598 amino acids. The record is from RefSeq and is a predicted model, not a curated record. The transcript has a single exon.